AUGCCAUCGGAAGUUACGCCAAAAGUACCUGAGAGGCCCUCAAGGAGGAAGACAUCUGAGCUGUUUCCGUUAUCCGGCUCUGAAUCAGGAGAUAUUAAAGCUAAUAGCGAGCCACCAACACCAGCAGGAACGCCCAAUGUACCAACACGUAGACCCAUACUUAAAGCAAAGACGAUGACUUCGUUUGAGAGUGGUAUGGAUCAAGAGAGUUUGCCCAAGGUACCAUUGCAGAGGCCAGUUAGACGCUCCACUACUGAAGAACUAAAUAAUGUAAUGAAUAACACCAGUAAGGAGUUAGAGGAGAUUGAAAGUUUGAUUUCAAAGCACAAUAUACACAAUGUUUCCAGGAAAAAAAGUCCAACUUCUGUGGAAGAGGGAAAGGUGGCCGCCAUUCAUCAAAACGGGCAAAGAAGUGCAUCAGAUAACAAAACUUCUACAAAUCCCUCCCCACUCGAAAAAAAUGAGCACGAGGGUGCUGAGGGCAAUGAGUCUGCUAUUUCACCUUCUAAUUUAGUUAACAAGUCUAAUAAUGAAGUGACAGAGCAUAGUGACUCCGAAGACCUUACUGAAAAGCAAAAGGUACAUGCUGCCCUAGAUAAUGAGGCAGGGGAUAGAAGCCAUUUUGAAGAAAAGCUCAUUCCUGGAGAUAUGAAAGUACAGGUAGAUGUUAGUAAGGACGUAGAAGAAGGCAGCCUCAAUGCUCUGCCUCCAUCUGGAAUCACAGAAUCAGACGACAAAGCUGAAAAGUUCACUAAACAUCCUGAAUCUAGUUUAGAAGAGCUACAGAAGCAUCAAGAACAACAGGAAGAAAAAAUUUUCCAAAAUCCAACCGAUGAAGAAAGUACUACCUCUUUGAAUGAGAAACAAGAAGGCAAGGACAACAUGGAAGUGAAUUCUCAGCCGCAAGGACCUUCUGAUACUGAAACAGUUAUAGCAGCAACUAGCUCAAACGUUCCUUCACAAAUUGCAAGUGAAGAGGAAAAUGACGUUCCAGUGAUUCCAAGGAGUAGGCCUAAGAAGGAUUUUGAAGCACACGUACAAAAAGAGGAGUUGCCUAACACACAAGAGAAGCGAGUAUCAGAAGAGUGUGAUUCGACCCUAAUUAGUACCGAAGAGGAAAGUAAAAUCCCAAAAAUUCCCUCUGAAAGACCAAAGAGACGUGCCCCACCUCCGGUUCCCAAAAAACCUUCUUCAAGAAUUGCGGCCUUUCAAGAAAUGUUACAAAAACAACAGCAACAAGAUCUGCAUAAUAAUGGUAAUUCUUCAGCUACUACCGCUUCAGCAGAUAUUGCUAAAAAACACACAGAUUCUUCUAUUACUAGCGAUACCACGAAGGCAGAUUUUACGAGCAAAUUGAAUGGACUGUUUGCGCUACCUGGUAUGGUGAACCCUGGACAGCUUCCACCUUCCUUGGAGAAGAAGUUGUCCUCCCCGGAUACUGAAUCUAAGCUAGGACCCCAGGACCAAUCACAGGCAAAAACGGGACCUCUGGGCGGAACUAGAAGAGGUAGAGGACCUCGUGGGCGUAAAUUACCUUCUAAAGUAGCUAGCGUAGAGAAGAUUGAAGAAGAUGACAACACUAAUAAAAUAGAAAUAUUUAACAAUUGGAAUGUUUCCUCUUCCUUCUCUAAGGAAAAAGUCUUAAUAGAUACUACUCCUGGUGAGCAAGCAGAAAGGGCCUUGGAUGAAAAGUCAAAGAGCAUUCCCGAGGAACAACGAGAACAAUCUCCAAAUAAGAUGGAGGCUGCUCUUUGUCCUUUUGAGCUGGACGAAAAGGAAAAGUUACCUGCUAAUGCUGAGUCGGAUCCUCUUUCUCAGUUGCCACAGACGAACGCCGUAGGUAAUAGAAAAGCCAUAAGUGAGGAAUCUCUGUCCCCAUCGGAGGCCAUCGCCAACAGAGAUCAAAACGAUACGACAGAAAUACAGGAACAGCAGAUGGAGGACCAAAUGGAGGUUGAUAUGGAAAGAGAACUCUCAGGUGGCUACGAAGACGUUGAUUCUGCCUUACAUUCAGAAGAAGCGUCUUUUCACUCCCUUUAG
This is a messenger RNA of Saccharomyces cerevisiae S288C, 2040 nucleotides long. RefSeq names its product Aim21p (gene AIM21). Bases 1 to 2040 code for a protein of 679 amino acids. The record is from RefSeq and is marked reviewed. The transcript has a single exon. NCBI's taxonomy places the organism in Eukaryota, Fungi, Ascomycota, Saccharomycetes, Saccharomycetales, Saccharomycetaceae. Gene Ontology annotation, cellular component: actin cortical patch.